CAGUUGGAAUUUUGUCUAAAAACAACGCAUGCGUACUUUACCUAAAUAUGUAAACAAAUUUUUAAAAAAUUGUUGUCUUAAAUCAGUUCAAGAACAUAAUUUUUUCAAAAAAACCUUGCUAUGGCUAUGGAUGGGUAUGAGUUUCGAGAAGAAAAGUCGAAUAGAGCCAGUUUUUCUCCUAGUGAUAACCAUUUCUCUUCUCUCAGGAGCAUUGACGACGAAGGUCUUUCAGAGUCAGAAAUAUUUUCACUUUCCUCUAGACCUGAUAUUCUUCGUGAUAUAAUGAAAUCUUUUUUGAAAUUGAAACAAAAUGAUUGUCUCUGUGAUGUAGUUCUAGUUGCAGAGGACAAUGAAAUUAAAGCUCAUAAAAUAGUUUUAGCCGCUACAACACCUUAUUUUAGUGCCAUGUUUACAAACAAAAUGAUUGAAAGUUCCUCACCUAAGAUAUACAUUCAUGGUGUUGACAGUAAAUCACUUCAAGCUCUUGUUGAUUUUAUAUAUGGAGAAAAUCUUUAUGUGCGAAUUGAUAACGUCCAUAACUUGUUAUCUGCUGCAUCUUUAAUGCAAAUUAACUGUGUUAAAGAUGCUUGUAUAAAUUAUUUGAUGAAAAAGUUGCAUCCAGAAAACUGUUUAACAGUACGAAAUUUAGCCGACGCUUUUUUAUGUGAAAAACUUUUAAAAGCAGCAAAUUCUUUCCUUGAAAAAAAUUUUGUAGAAGUAUCACAGUCUGACGAAUUUAUGCAAAUUAAUAUUGAUAAUUUAAUAGAAAUAAUUAAAAAAGAUGACCUAAACGUUCGUUCUGAGGAACAAAUAUUUGAAGCAGUAGUGUCAUGGGUAAAGGUAGACAUUGCAAAACGAGAAGAAUAUUUACCAAGGUUGCUUGCCCAUGUGCGGCUUCCUUUAUUAUCACCUCAGUAUUUAAGUGACAGGGUUUUAACAGAAGAAAUUAUUCAUAACAAUAUAUAUUGCAGAGAUUUGAUAGAUGAAGCUAAAGAUUACAAGUUAAUGCCUGAGCGUAGAAAGGAGUUAAAUAGUGAAAGAACUCUUCCACGAAGAUGCAAUGAAUCAUGUGGAAUGAUUUAUGUUGUAGGUGGAUUAACAUCAUCAGGAGAGUCAUUAUCAAUUGUAGAAAAAUAUGAUUCAGUUUCUGGAAAAUGGAACCAUGUUCUGCCAAUGUCUGUUCAAAGGUCAAGAGUAGGUGUUGCAAUUCAUGAUGGAAAACUUUAUGCAAUUGGUGGUUUCGAUGGAACUGUAAGAUUAAAUGACGUUGAAAGAUAUGAUCCCGCACUUGGAUGCUGGAAAAAGGUAUGUCCUAUGAACAUCCGUCGAAGCGCAGUUGGAGCAGCAGUAUUAGGCAACAAAAUUUUUGUAGUAGGUGGAUAUGACGGAAACUCAUCUUUAAAUAGUGUAGAAUGUUAUGAUGCAGAAUUGAAUCAAUGGAGAUUUGUUGCUUCAAUGUCGACACUGAGAAGUGCUGCUGGCGUAAGCACCUUGAAUGGUAAACUGUAUUGUGCUGGUGGACACGAUGGUUUAACCAUUUUUGCUAGCGGUGAAAUGUAUGAUAGCACACUGCGGCAGUGGCGUGCUAUAGCACCAAUGACUACAAGGCGGUGUCGCCUUGGCUUAACAGUUUUAAACGGCCGAGUGUAUGCUUGUGGUGGUUAUGAUGGAACAUCGUUUUUAAGUUCUGUAGAGUUUUACGAUCCAUGCAACAAUCAGUGGACAAACGUUGCAUCGAUGACUCAACGUCGAAGCCGUGUUUCAACAGUUACUUUAGGCGGAAAAAUUUUUGCAAUCGGGGGUUAUAAUGGGGCAGCAAAUCUAAGUUCUAUUGAAACAUAUGAUCCAUGGACAAAUGCAUGGACUCUUACUACAGAAAUGAGCAUGCACGAUGGUGGUGUUGGUGUUGGAGUUUUGCCAAGAAUACCUUAAUGUUCUCCACAAAAAGGUUUGGCGUUAACGUUUGCUCUUGAUUUCAUUGGUUGGUUAAAUUCUUGGAGUUGGGUUUUUUCAUUGAAAUUAUACUUUUUUAGUGAUUAAAAAUACCAUUAUAAUUUUAGUUCAUAACUCAGAUAGAUUUAGUUUGAUCUGGGAAGUUUCUUCAUCGGAAUUUAUUUUGCAUAAUAUAAAUAGAUUUUUGAAAAAUCAACUUGGUAA
Hydra vulgaris (swiftwater hydra) is the source of this 2157-nucleotide messenger RNA. RefSeq names its product kelch-like protein 18. The record is from RefSeq and is a predicted model, not a curated record. NCBI's taxonomy places the organism in Eukaryota, Metazoa, Cnidaria, Hydrozoa, Anthoathecata, Hydridae. Gene Ontology annotation, molecular function: protein binding.